Molecule: messenger RNA, 1941 nt
Organism: Coffea arabica (coffee)
Lineage: Eukaryota; Viridiplantae; Streptophyta; Magnoliopsida; Gentianales; Rubiaceae
Source: RefSeq, a predicted model, not a curated record
AUGACAAAAAACCAAGACGAAGCGUUGAGGAGAGACGUGGUGGAGCUAGGAAGUGUGGUCAGGACUUUUUCCAACAAAAAUGAUGGAAUGGAACAGGCCAUCAGGACAAUGGAAUUCAGACAGGAUGCUACUGAAAAACUGCUCAAAGGUUUGGAUCAAAAGUAUGAGGGGAUGAUGAAUAUGAUGGCUCAACUAGUGGCCAAAGUCAGCGAUCGAGGAAAAGAGUUAGAAGGAAGCAGCAGUUCAAAGGGAGAGGAUAGGCCAAACGAAUCCAGGAUGGAUUUGCAGAAGGAGACAGUCAGUAAAAGAGAUAUCAGAGUUAGUGGAAGAUUGCCUAAAAUAGAUUUGCCAAUUUUCGAUGGGGAUAACCCCAGAGAGUGGAUCAGGAAGGCUAACAAAUACUUCAAAUUACAUGAGAUAGAGGAGAACAUGAAGGCGGAGGUAGCUGAGCUCUAUUUCAGGGACAGAGCUGAUAUCUGGUUCCAUGGAGUCUUCCAUGGGAGAGAGACCAUUCCCUGGACAGAGUUGUCUACUGCUAUGAGCAUCAGAUUUGGAGAGGGGAGUCCAGAGGAGGCCAUUGAAGAAUUCAACAAGUUGGUGCAGACUGGAUCCGUGGCUGACUAUCUCGAGAAAUUUGAAAUGCUUAAAGCCCUGGUAAUGCCAUCCUUACCUCACUUGUCUGAUUCUUAUUACAAAGCAUGCUUCAUGAGUGGUCUGAAAGAGGAGAUAGUUAAUAUGGUCAAAAUGUCCAAACCUGACACCUUAGCUGUUGCUAUUGAAAUAGCAAAACUCCAAGAGAAAAACCUCAAAGCUAUCCAGAAAAUGCAGAAACCUGCUACUACCAGUUUCAGCAACCAUAGACCUCCCAAUAAAAUAACCCCAGCCCUCAGAUGGAACCAAAACCACCCAAAACACACCAACCAGAACCAUGACCAGAAAACAUCCAACCAGAACCAAUUCAAAAGAAUAUCCCCUACAGAAUUUAACCUGAGAAGAGAGAAGGGGCUAUGUUAUAAGUGUGCUGAACCUUACACCCUGGGCCAUGUAUGCAAACAAUCACAUGUGCAUUUCCUGUUAGCUGAGGAGACUGAGUCUAGGGAAGAGGUCAGAGAGCCAGAAGAGGAUGUCUACUGUGAUUGCAUUAAUGGGGAACUGACAGAUGAACACAUGGAAGUAUCUAUUCAUGCUUUGGCUGGGGGAACAAGCCACAGGACUAUGAAAUUAAAGGGUCUUGUUAAAGGGAGACUGGUCACUGCAUUAAUAGACAGUGGAAGUACCCACUGUUUUUUGGAUGAGCAACUGACAAGGGAUCUUAAACUAGGUACUCAGGGACCAAACCUGGUUGUCAAUGUAGCUAAUGGAGAGAAGGUGGAUUCCAAGGGACUAGAUAAGCCCUUACAGUGGGAAAUGAAGGGUCACCAGUUCCAACAUGCCUUCAACACAUUAAGGCUGGGGGGCUGCGACAUGAUCCUUGGGGUAGACUGGUUGGCCAAACAUAGUCCUAUAGAGUUUAAUUUCAGAGAACUCAGUAUGAAAAUCCACCAUGGGAGACAAGAAGUGGUGCUACAAGGGGAGGGGGACAUCACCAAACUGAAGGGGCUCAAUGGAGGAAGGUUGGCAAAAUGGCUGAGGAAACAGUCAUAUGGAGUGGUGGCUCAACUGGUGGCAGUAGAAGAAGAAGGAAGUGCAACACAGCUGCCUGCUGAGAUCAGACAGGUACUUGAACAUUACAGGGAUGUCUUCGAGGAGCCCAAGGGAAUGCCUCCAACCAGGGGCCAUGAACACCAGAUUGACCUUAAGGAAGGAGCCAAACCUUUUCAAGUAAGACCAUACAGGUGCCCCUACAUCCAGAAAACAGAAAUUGAGAGACUGGUAAGGGAGAUGCUAGAACUAGGCAUCAUACAGCCUAGCAGCCUUUGCCUCACCAGUACUACUAGUUAA